AUGAAGUUCCUCAACCUCCUCGCAGCCCUCGUCGCCGUCGCCCCUCUCAGCCUCGCGGCUCCCUCUGCCUCCUUCGAGCGUCGCCAGGGUUCUGUCAACCCCUACAUUGGGAGGAGCCCGCUCGUUAUCAAGUCCUACGCCGAGAAGCUCGAGGAGACGAUUGCCUAUUUCGAGGCUCAGGGUGACGAGCUCAACGCUGCUCGUACGAGGACUGUGCAGGGCAUCCCCACCUUUGCGUGGAUUUCGGAUAGCGCCACGAUCGACACCAUCCAACCACUCAUCGCCGAUGCUGUCGCUCACCAGGAAGCAUCCGGCGAACAAGUCCUCGUGCAGCUCGUUAUCUACAACCUGCCCGAUCGUGACUGCGCUGCCAAGGCAUCCGAUGGAGAGUUCCACUUGGAUGACGAUGGUGCCAACAAGUACAGGGCCUAUGUUGACAGGAUCGUGGCUGAGCUUUCCACCGCGGACGCGGAUAAACUCCACUUCUCCAUUGUCCUCGAGCCGGACUCGUUGGGUAACAUGGUGACAAACAUGCACGUACCCAAGUGCCAGGGUGCCGCCACCGCCUACAAGGAGGGUAUCGCCUACACCAUCGCAAGCUUGCAAAAACCCAACAUCGACCUCUACAUCGACGCUGCCCACGGUGGCUGGCUGGGCUGGAACGACAACCUUCGCCCCUCGGCCGAGAUCUUCAAGGAGACCCUCGACCUCGCACGCCAAAUCACCCCCAACGCAACCGUCCGUGGUCUCGCCAUCAACGUCUCCAACUACAACCCCUACAAGACCCGAGCCCGCGAGGACUACACCGAAUGGAACAACGCCUACGACGAGUGGAACUACGUCAAGACCCUUACGCCUCACCUCCAGGCUGUGGGCUUCCCCGCCCAGUUCAUCGUCGACCAAGGUCGUUCCGGCAGGGAAGGAAUCAGGACCGAGUGGGGCCAGUGGUGCAACAUCAGGAAUGCUGGGUUCGGUAUUAGGCCCACGACUGACCAGGCGAUCGUUGAUAGCGCGAACGUGGAUGCGAUUGUUUGGGUCAAGCCUGGUGGAGAGUCCGAUGGUACCAGUGAUGUCAACGCGGUUAGGUUCGACGAGAACUGCAGGAGUCCCGCCUCGCAUGUUCCCGCUCCCGAGGCUGGCGAAUGGUUCAACGAGUUCGUCGUCAACCUCGUCAUUAACGCGAACCCACCGCUUGAGCCUACUUACGCGUAA
Molecule: messenger RNA, 1212 nt
Organism: Coprinopsis cinerea okayama7#130
Lineage: Eukaryota; Fungi; Basidiomycota; Agaricomycetes; Agaricales; Psathyrellaceae
Product: cellobiohydrolaseII
Exons: 4
Coding region: 1-1212 (403 amino acids)
Biological process (GO): cellulose catabolic process
Molecular function (GO): hydrolase activity, hydrolyzing O-glycosyl compounds
Source: RefSeq, a predicted model, not a curated record